This is a messenger RNA of Ectocarpus sp. CCAP 1310/34, 2986 nucleotides long. The record is from the annotation of a GenBank genome assembly. Lineage: Eukaryota; Phaeophyceae; Ectocarpales; Ectocarpaceae.
CCUGUCCAGCCGGUCGUCCUCCUCUCUCAGUCGUGCAAGUCUCCGGGUGGGCAGACCCACACUUGAUCUAGUGCUGGGUAUACUCUACCUGUGGGUCCCCUGGAGACCUUCCCAGAGGCUGCGUGAGGCGAGAGAGAGGGGAGAAGAGAGAUGGACGGAGGAGCUAAAGCUGCAGGCGGUGGGGCCGAAGUCGUGUUGCGGGAGGUUGCCGCUGGCGAAUCGAGGCUGUGGGAACCGAAGCGGAUCCAGCAUGCCGACCUUAACAGGCUUCAUCUUCGGUCGAUAGAAUCCAUCCUUGACCCCACGGUCUCAGCCGACAGCAUCAUCGGCGCGGUAGCAUAUGCCGUAACUAGCCACGGGCUGCGAGUGACCCAGCGAGAGCAAGGGCGCAUCGUGGCCCAGCGCGUGGAAGCGCCUUACCUGGCGAGCGUCUCCUCGGGGAGCUGGCGCUCCGGUUCCGGCCAAGAGAGGGAGGAGUGGAGGAUGGUGGUGGCAAACCUUGGGGUUUCCAAGGGGGUGGGGGAAGGAAAGAUGGUCGAGCGGGUGCUCUCGGUGUCUUUCAUGACGGACCCCGUUCCGAAACCCACCGACCUUGCCGGAAAGGGUGCGGCGGCGGUAACCUCGCUCCUGGGCUCGGUUGGAUCGGUCGCCUCGACGUUCAGCUCGUCGAUGACCUCGAGUUCUAAGGAUGGCCCGGCGGGCAGCAGCGCCGGCAGUGCCGGUUCGGCGGCGGGGAAGGCGGGGGCGGCGAGCGGGGCUGCUUCUUCGCUUACCGCUGUCGAGAUCGCGAACGUGAGAAGCAACCAACGCGCCGACUCUCUUCUCCAGGCGGUCGUGGCGGAACUCGGCAGGAUCGGCUGGCAAGGCGCGGUAGACCGACGAACAGGCACCGCCGCCGCCGCCGCCGCCGCCGCCGCCGGUGUUGAGCCUCGCGGGACGAAGCCGUCGCCGGGGUCGCCGGGGCCUGAGCAACAGAAGGCGGCGGAGAAGGGCGAGGACGCCGGUGACGGCGCCAGGCCCGGCGAGCGGGCCGCUCCCAUACCGCAAGAACUUUUGGUGCUUGCGCCGUUCGACGGCAGCAACAGCAACAGCAGCGCGUCACGUUCCGCGGCGUCGGCGUCGACCCUCGGUCCUCUUUCUGCGGAAGGGGAGGGAAGGGAGAGAGAGAAGAUGGAGGGCCCUACCCGGCAGGAGGAAGACCAAGAAACCGGAGUGCCGGAGGGCGGGGUAGCGACGGCCGGUGCCGGUGCUGACGCGGGCGUUGCGGCCACUGUUGCUACUGUCGUUGAGGUGGGACUGUGCCUGCAGUUCGUGGAAGGGCUUUGCGCGCGUGCCGAGGAGUAUAGCAGACAUGACGCAGCCGAAACGUGGAGGCCGCUCCAAGACACAGUUUCCAGGCUGGAACGUGCCAACGCGACUCUGCGUUCGCUGCUGGAGCCCAAGUACCGGGCCGUGGGAGCAGCGCCCCCGCCAGUGCCGAUCUGGUCCGGGCGGCGAAACUUCGGCGAAACGUACGGGUCGUCGGUGGGGUCAGCAGCUACCAACGUGGGAAACGCCCCCAGCAAGCGGGUCGUCGAGCUGCUUCGGUCAACCCCGCUGUUCGUCAUAGAAGGGAAGCAGGUCAAAGCGAAGGUGGUAUCGACGGCGGCGGCGGCGGCGGCGAGCGGCGCUGCCAAGCGGGAUGGCGAGCGACAAAGCGACGGAAGCAGCCCUGCCCCGGUAUCCGCGGCUGCCGAUCUGGCCGGGAGUCGUCGACAUGCCUUGCUGGUGCGGACGGCCGUCAAAGCCCUCACGGAGGUGGUGGGCCGAGUGUGCGAAUCCCGCGAGGAGGCGUUCUUAAAGGCCCGCCUCCCCGGUGCGCAGGCCUACAUCGUGGAGCUGGAGAGAUAUGGGUCCACGAUCGCGGGCGGAAGCGCCCUCAGGGCCACCGCCUCGUCUCCGGAGGGAGGCUGGGCCAGUGCCGGCAAUGUGGAGGUCGACGACGACCUGUGGCGGCUCUUCGCCGCGCAGGAGACGCGGUUGUACAGCUCGUCGGCCGCCCUGGGGAAGAAGCCCGGGAGGCUUUACGUGACUUACAGCACGCUGUGGUUCCAUUCUAAGGUCUUGGGGUUCGAAUCGAGACAUGUGCUGCCUCUUGCCGAGGUGGUGUCCAUCACUCUGCUGGGCACGGCACUCGACCUUUCGUCGAGCCUGGUCAUCGCCACCAACAGCGGCGGGGUGCCUGGAGAGCUCAUGUUCAUCUUCCCGGGGCAGAAGCGGCGACAGGUGGAGCCGCUGGAGGUCCUUCUCCGGCAGCUGGCGGUGCUCGCCGCCAAAGAGAGGGCGGCGACGGCGGAAGCAACAGAGGCAACAGCAGCAGCGUCGCCCGACGUUUCGUCAUGAUGGUGGAAGACGCACGGCAACGGCAUGGUGCUAUUUGGGAGCGCACACAAUCGACAAAGGAAGGGGUGUGUGCGCGGUGAAGGGGGGGGCGGGGGGCGGGAAAAGCUUCCCCACCUCGAACAACGCUGGUAGACGAAAAUAUUUGUCGGCAGACGUGUCCGGCGGGGCUUCUCCCCACACGGGAAUGCUUUCCCACUUUCGGCAGAGGAGCGAAAGUAUCAUAGCUGUUUAUUGUUAGAGUUGAAGCAAAACACAAAGUGUCCUAUGAGGCGACAGGCGGGCGGGGUUCCACUCAUGUAGUUUCGUGGCAUGGGCAACAGACAGGCGGGGUGGAUGAUGGAGAACGUCAGUGUCUCGGCGCUGACAAGCCUUGAGAGCCGUGAAAAAUACCGGGCAUGACACAUACGCAUCCUUCAUUGGCGGCGCUUCGCGACCUUGCAACGAAAGGACAAUAUUCGGAGCGUGAGAGUGCAGGUCACUUCGAAAGCGAACGACCGGCCUUCACGCUUCUAUCGUCAAGAAUUUUUCCGAUGGCAGCCAAUGGAUGAGAAUUUGGGCCUAAAAGGUGUUCGCAAUCAAAAUCGGAGUUGCUUUCGUGCAGAUU